Molecule: messenger RNA, 2607 nt
Organism: Candidozyma pseudohaemuli
Lineage: Eukaryota; Fungi; Ascomycota; Pichiomycetes; Serinales; Metschnikowiaceae
Exons: 1
Coding region: 1-2607 (868 amino acids)
Biological process (GO): protein localization to plasma membrane
Cellular component (GO): plasma membrane
Source: RefSeq, a predicted model, not a curated record
AUGCGUAUUGUUCCUCAGCACAAGCACCAAAAGCUCAUUCUCCAGUGCUACCCGCCUGGGAAGCUUACCGAUAAGAAACCCAACCCUUCCGAGCUCAGCUACCUUUUGUACUAUGCGCUGACUCGUCGUAUCAAGUUGGUGAAGGUGGUGGACUUUUUGGAGGCCAAGACGAAACGGGACGUCAAGGGCUCCAAGUCGGGCAAUUUGCAGGUCACCUUGGGCAUCGUGCUGGCCUUGAUUGAAAAAUGUGCCGACAAUUUGAACGCGUUUGCCGCCCAGGUGGUGUCGAUUUUGAACACCAUGCUCCUGGUGAAAGAGUUGCCCUUGUGCAAGCUGCUUGUGUCCACCUACGGCGUGCUUUGCUCCAAGCUUGACGGCGGCCUUUUCACCGGUGACAAGCUGUUUGUGGAGUCCUUCACCCGCUUCACCGAUUCCUUCAUCACCACAGGUGUCAACCAGCUGAGCGGCUCCACCACCAACAAGGCCGAAUGGCGCCUCGUGGCGCUCUCCACCUCCAAACACGUCUUCAACUGCUUGGGCUUCAACUCCCGCUUGCUGCGCAAGUUCGUCUCCAAAUGCGUGCCCUUGUUGGCCGAAACGGUGCUCUCCAAUGCUAACCAAGGCACCUUGCUUGCUCGCUUGAACAGUAACUUGAACGUCGAGGACGACAAGUUGCACAGCUUGAACAAGACCGUGACCGCCCGUACGGCAGCCCAGGCUCGUGAAAUCGAGGAGCAUUUCGAGGCCGACGCUGUUUCCGAUCUGGACCUUAACGAGGAGGCAUUGGCGGCUCUCAAGGCUCUUUUCAACACCUCCCUCUCCAACCAGAUCUCUGAGGCCACCAACGAGGUGGUGGACUUCAACUCUGCCAACUCCUCCCAGACCGACGUUGACAAUUGGGGCAUCACUUUCUUGGAAAUGUGCGCCUCGUGGAUCCCCGUCCAAUUACGUUUCAUCGCUUUGCUGACGCUCUUGCACCGCUUGAGCGCUGCUUCGGAUAAGACCGACGAUAGCUCCAAAAACUACCGCGUUUUGUCCCACACGGCAAAGUCCCUCUUGGGUCUUGUUUCCUCCAACUUCAACAUGAUUGGCCUCUCCAUCUCUGACGUGAUCCAGCAGUUGCUCACGUUGCAGACAAACUUGCACUUGCUGUUGGCCGACUACUUGGAUGCUGCUGAGAUCAAGGACUUGAGCAAGAUCUACACUCAGUGUGUGUGCAACCUUUCCAGCCAUAUCUACUACUUUGACCAGGUCCAGGACUCGAUCGAGGGUAUCUUGAUGCAAGUUGACUCUGUGAUGCUCCAUGCCGACUCGCAUAAGACGAGCCGUGUCCAGGAGUUGGUUAUCGUGUUGCUCGACAACAUUUCCAAGGUGAUGAACUUGUUGACUCGCAAGUCGAGCUCCAUCACCAGAAACGAGGCCACUUUGGAGAACUGGGACUUGGGAUUGCAAUUGUUGACCAUUGACAAGAGCUACGAAGAGUUUGCCCUGGAGGCUUCCACCGAACAAAAGGCUUCUCUUGAGGCCAAGUUCUUGCAGGUGUUCCAUGAAUUCUUGGAAAUCGAGUUCCUCAAGACUGGUGGAAAAGCUUCGCCCAGAAAAGCCCUGCCAAAGAUUGUCUACUCCGAGAGUAACCUGGCCGAGGGACCAGAACGUUUCUUGGUUCCAGACUACAACGAGUACAUUAGCCAUUCGCAAAACUUCCUCAACAACAUCCUCGUUCACACCAACGAAUACCUCGCAUCUCCUAGCAGCCCAUCCGUUUCCAAAUCGCUUUUGAGGACCUUGCAGACGUUGCUCAAUGUCACUGGCAUCAACUUUGUGCACAAUUUCAUUCCCUUGUUCCUGUACUGGCAGCUUAUCGAUGGCACCGGCUCGUCUGUGGAGGUUGAGAAGGACAAGUUCGCCUACCUGUUGUUGAAAUCCCUGGUGGAAGUUCUCAACGAGAAGUACGCAGACUUGUUGGAAACCGACCUCACCAAGCUGAGCUUGUGGGAUGCCCUCUCGCAGGACAUCAACGAUAGACAGACGGCCUUGUCAAGCGGCGGCACGUUCAAGACUAGAGUAACCCAGGACUUGAUCUACGAGUUCUUCGCUACCACCUCGGUUAGCGCCUACAUCAACCCACAAAAGUCUGUGUCGCUCGAUGUGAGCAAGAUCCACUACGACCACGACUCUCGUGCCAACAGCAAGACACCCAAGACGGAGGAAACCGACCGUUUCCAGGAUGCUCGUGAAAAGGUUGACCUGGCAAACGGUAACGGUCUGAGCUUUGGUCUUGGAAGCGCCAAUGACAUUUCGUCUAUCCACUCUGGUCUUGCCAACGGUCAUGCCAAGGGCAAUGGCCACGGAGACUCGCUGGCCCAGGAAACUCUCAACCUGAACAACCUGUUCAACCUACAGCACACGAACAACUACCGGUACUCGUUGCUCCCGAAGGUGUCGGACCUCAAAAACACUGUGAACGGGCAAACGCCAGAGGACCGUUUCCUGUUCCAGCAAAACAGCACGCCCCGUUCUGUGCUUCAAAAAAAUGCACCUGCUACCGAUAUGAGGCUGAUUCUCAAGUCGCUCCUGAGUGAGGAGGACAAGGACAUUGUGGUUUAA